This is a messenger RNA of Aphanomyces astaci, 1245 nucleotides long. RefSeq lists its product as hypothetical. NCBI's taxonomy places the organism in Eukaryota, Oomycota, Saprolegniomycetes, Saprolegniales, Verrucalvaceae. Gene Ontology annotation, cellular component: cytoplasm. The coding region runs from base 26 to 1150 and encodes 374 amino acids. The transcript has a single exon. Gene Ontology annotation, molecular function: oxidoreductase activity. The record is from RefSeq and is a predicted model, not a curated record.
CUGAAACGUCAUCGUGGCAAGAAGCAUGCACAUUGUCGUCUGUGGGGGAGGCGUCAUUGGGUGUACGUUGGCAUACUACUUGGUCCAUUCGCCAGAUUUCAACGAAGGCGACAAGGUCACAGUGGUGGAGGAAGUGGGAAUCGCGGCGGCUGCGUCUGGGAAGGCCGGGGGGUUCCUAGCCUCAGACUGGUGCCAAGGCGAGGAUGUCGACGCACUGUGCCAGCUCAGUUUUCUUCUCCAUGAAGAGCUUGCCGCCUCUCUUGACGGGAAAAAGUUGUACAACUAUCGACGUGUCGACACCAUAUCAUGUCUCGUGUCGAAUAAGUCUGCUGGCGACGGUGACAACGACGACGUACCAAGCUGGGUCCACGCCAAAGUGACUCGAUCCCAUUCGAUCGGAACCACCGCAACGAAUGCCCAAUUGCACCCUCGAAAGUUCACCGACACAAUGAUGCGUCUGGCGACGCAGUCUGGACACGCGCAUCUCGUGCGUGGCUCCGUUGAAGGGCUUGUUCACGCAGAUGCUGGGCACUGCGGCGGCGUUCGCUUAACGGACGGAUCCACUAUCGCUGCCGACGCUGUCGUGCUAGCCAUGGGUCCAUGGACGUUGCAAGCCCUUACCAAGUGGGCCACAUACCCCGCCAUCGCUCCCGCUGACGUGUACAAAAUCCACAGUGUCGUGGUGCAACCUCACGACACGUUUGGUCCUGGGGUUGUCUUUGGAGAAAUCGGCAGCAGAAAUCCCCGCGACGUAGAGAUCGUGCCUAGACCGGACGGCACCGUGUAUGCAUGUGGUCCGCGUGUGACGGAGCCGCUGCCGCCAUCGGCGGCGCAGGUGCACCCGAGUCCUGAAGGGAUUGCGCAAGUGCUGGCCGACCUCGGUGUGUUUACACAAACUUCGUUUGAUGAGUCCCAAGUUAUAGCCAAGCAGGCGUGUUACUUGCCAGCUACCAAGGACAACAUCCCUGUCAUCGGACGCGUCCACGACGGGCUAUUCGUCGCCACAGGACACAACUGCUGGGGCGUGCUGAAUGCACCUGGCACGGCCGUCGCCAUGUCGGAGCUCCUCUUGACUGGGGCUGCAACGUCCCUGGACUUGGAUCUGUUUUCACCGACACGGCAUAUUACUACUACCGUAGUGCAUAAGUAGCGUCGUAACUUCUCGCUGGGAUCUCAAUCGUUCAAUGUAUGUGUGUAUUUCAAACGGAUGUGCGAAUAUGGAAUCUCCAUACUAGUACACAGAAU